CACAGUUAUUAUUAUUAUUAUUUAUUAUUUGUUAUACAUAUAGAUAUAUAGAAAAAAAUGAUUAGAAAUUGUUCACAUGCAGGAACAUGGUAUUUUGAUAAUGCAUCAAGAUUAGAAAAACAAUUAUCAGAUUGGUUAAAGGUUGCAAAACGUUUAAAUAGUAAUGUUAAAUCAGUUAUAGCACCACAUGCAGGUUAUACAUAUAGUGGAAGAACAGCAUCACAUGCUUAUAUUAAUUUAGUCCCAGAAAAAUUCAAGAGAGUAUUUAUUUUAGGGCCAUCACAUCAUGUUUACAUGAAAACUUGUGGACUUACAAAAUUGGAUACUUGGGAAACUCCAAUUGGCAAUUUAAAAGUCGAUAGAGAGAUAUCAGACACCCUUUACAACACUGGAGAUUUUGUUUGGAAUAGUAAAUCUGUUGAUGAAGAUGAACACAGUUUAGAAAUGCAAUUACCAUAUAUCGCUAAAGUUGCUGAAAAUAAAUUAUCAGAUUUAAAAAUCGUUCCAAUUAUGGUUGGUAAUUUAUCAUUAAAUUUAGAAGAAAAGUAUGGUAAAAUUUUAGCACCUUAUUUUGAUGAUCCAGAUAACUUUUUUGUAAUUUCAUCAGAUUUCUGCCAUUGGGGAGAACGUUUUGGUUAUACAAAAUAUGAAAAUCAACAAGUACCAAUUUACCAAUACAUCGAGGAAUUAGAUAAACAAGCAAUGUCAAUCAUUGAAACUGGUGACCCAGUACAAUUUGAUAAAUAUUUAAAGAUACUAAAAAUACAUUUGUGGUCGUUGCCCAAUCGAUAUGACAUCUCAUCAGUCCAUUAUGAACAAUCAAGUAAAGUUGUCCAACCAAGAGAUAGUAGUGUUUCAUAUGCCGUUUUAGCUUUUACAAAACUUGAUUAG
Messenger RNA from Dictyostelium purpureum, 891 nucleotides. RefSeq lists its product as uncharacterized. The transcript has 5 exons. Lineage: Eukaryota; Evosea; Eumycetozoa; Dictyosteliales; Dictyosteliaceae. The coding region runs from base 58 to 891 and encodes 277 amino acids. The record is from RefSeq and is a predicted model, not a curated record.